This is a messenger RNA of Rhipicephalus sanguineus (brown dog tick), 1158 nucleotides long. RefSeq lists its product as uncharacterized. Lineage: Eukaryota; Metazoa; Arthropoda; Arachnida; Ixodida; Ixodidae. Gene Ontology annotation, molecular function: zinc ion binding; nucleic acid binding. The transcript is spliced from 2 exons. The record is from RefSeq and is a predicted model, not a curated record. The coding region runs from base 16 to 1158 and encodes 380 amino acids.
CAUUUAGCUACAGCCAUGUCGAGGUUGGGCAAGAUAGAGGAGUUUGACGCCAAGGUUCAGACGUUCGAUUCGUACUUGGAGCGUUUCGAGCACUUUGUCAGUGCGAAUGACAUAGCUCAAGAGAAGAAACUCUCAGUAUUUUUGACAGUGAUCGGGGCGGAAGCGUAUGAAGUACUCAAGAAUUUGGUUGUACCAUCACUUCCUGGGGAGAAGACUUUUGAUGAAGUCAAGGUUCUAUUGAAAAACCAUUACAGCCCCCCGAUAUCAAUUAUAGCUGAGAGGUGCAGGUUUAACCGCAGGGUUCAGCUUGAGCACGAAAGUGUAGAAGACUUUAUCAUUGAGAUAAAGCAUUUGGCUCGGAAAUGUGAUUUUGGGUCCUUUCUUAAAGACGCUAUGCGUGACAGGCUUGUGGCAGGAAUCCGCAGCGAAGACAUUCAAAGGGCUCUAUUCACAGAAGAAAACCUGGGCUUUGAAAGUGCUUGCAAAAUUGCUCUUGCGCGAGAGCUAGCAGCCAAGCAAACAGCAAUACUGCAAGCAGGAGGGACAAACUCGGCUGUAAAUGCCCUCAAAUAUGAAGUGAACCCGGCUACUCAAAAGAAAAGAUCAAUGCAGCAGAAUGAGAACAAAAAGACCAAGUGUUGUUGUUGUGGUAAGGCGCAUGACUUCAACAACUGCUGGUACAAGAACUAUAAAUGCAACCGGUGCUCUCAAGUAGGUCAUCUGCAGAAAAUGUGCCCAAGAAAGGCUCUACACAAAAGAACGCAUAUCGUGUCGGAAUCAUCCAGUGAAGAUGAGCACACGAUGUACGCGUGCCACGAUUCAUCUGGCAAGAAGAAGGGCUACAUAGUUACCAUGACCAUAGAAGGAAACAGCGUUCCUAUGCAAGUCGACACUGGUGCCGCGGUGUCUGUAGUCCCUGAACAGGUGUAUCGGUCGACUUUUCCGCACGUUAAAUAUGCCUCGACCAGUUGGUUCACCACCAUCACUGUCUUCGAGCACCGCUGCAACAACUUCGAGGGUUCCCAGCCCGACUCUCCAGCCCCUUUUGCCACAUCACUCGCCGCCAAGUGGUCCUCAUCUGGAUACCACAGCUGCAGAUGCAUCUCCCGUGCCUUUGAGGCGAAGUGCUCGGGAGCGUCGUCAGCCGAACUGGUUUAA